CUCCUCGGCUACAGACACCAGGUCCCUGCAGCUGUCUGUGGACCAUUAGAAACCAGAGUUAGAAGGUUUGAUCAUUGCUCAGUUCCUCUGUAGCAUGUUGUACGGAUCUCGGGCGAACGUUUCUGUUGAGCUGCAGUAUCAGGACCUUCUGGAAAGGGUGAUCACCUUCACCCUGUGCACCAUCCCAGCCUGUGUGUUUCUCUUCAUCAAUGGAACCAUGUUGUUCACGCUGAGGAGCAAAUCUGUUUUUUGUGACACCUGUCGUUACAUCCUUCUGUGUAACCUCCUGUUUGCAGAUACCAUCCAACUGUUGGUCAGUCAGGUUCUGUUUUUUCUUGCUGUUUGUAGAAUCACACUAACUUAUCCUGUCUGUGGAACCAUCACUAGAGUUGCAACCAUCGCCAAUGUAAUCUCCCCUCUCACUCUGCUGGUGAUGUCUCUGGAGAGAUUUAUAGCUGUGUGUUAUCCACUAAGGCAUGCUACCAUCAUUACUAUCAACAACACCAGAAUGGCUAUUAUUUCACUUUGGGCUUUCAGUUCUUUACACAACCUGGUUUGUGUUGUUCUGCUGUUAGAUUUCCCGUUUGAAAACCUGGAGACGUUGCAGAUGAAGAAUUUCUGUUCUGACCUCGCCAUGCUGCUCGGCCCCAGGUCUAAAGAUUACAAUCAAGGUUUUACAAUCUUUCUGUUCCUUUCCUCCGGUGUAGUGAUCAUUUCCUCCUAUCUCGGGGUGAUAAAAGCUGCCAGGUUGGCCUCCACGGAUAAAUCUUCAGCUCUGAAAGCUCGUAACACUUUGCUGCUACACCUGGUGCAAUUGUGCCUCAGUCUGUCCUCGACCAUCUUUAACCCACUGCUUCUGCCUAUUCUAAAAGCUGUAUCAAGGGAAGUGUUUGUCCGAUUGCAUAAGUUUCUUUAUGUCUUGAUUAUUUUAUUCCCAACCUGUUUAAGUUCUCUGAUCUACGGCCUCAGAGAUCAGACUAUCAGACCGGUUCUCCUGCACAAUCUAGGCUGUCGAAUUCAUGUCAAAGUUGUUCCAUCAAAAAGCUGAGAUGCUUCUUUUUAUUUUCAGAACAUUUUAUAGAUCUUAAAAUUAUGAUUUAUUUUAAUAAAUUCCUUUAUUUUUCUCAUUAAUGUCCUCUCUUUACCAGAACUGGAAUA
Molecule: messenger RNA, 1158 nt
Organism: Cyprinodon variegatus (sheepshead minnow)
Lineage: Eukaryota; Metazoa; Chordata; Actinopteri; Cyprinodontiformes; Cyprinodontidae
Product: olfactory receptor 1M1-like
Exons: 1
Coding region: 95-1048 (317 amino acids)
Biological process (GO): G protein-coupled receptor signaling pathway
Cellular component (GO): membrane
Molecular function (GO): G protein-coupled receptor activity
Source: RefSeq, a predicted model, not a curated record